This is a messenger RNA of Lasiodiplodia theobromae, 1119 nucleotides long. Its product is annotated as DNA-binding protein. The record is from RefSeq and is a predicted model, not a curated record. NCBI's taxonomy places the organism in Eukaryota, Fungi, Ascomycota, Dothideomycetes, Botryosphaeriales, Botryosphaeriaceae. The transcript has 4 exons. The coding region runs from base 1 to 1119 and encodes 372 amino acids.
AUGGCUCGCAAAGCGCCUCCCAAACUCAAAGCCUCUAAGUCGGCAAACGCUCGCAAGGCUAGCCCCGAGCUUGGCGAAGGUGACUUCCAAACCCGCUACAACGCCCGCACGGGACGUCCCAUUCGCGACAACGCCGGCCGGAAGUCUCUUGACCCAUCCUACCUCGACACCAUCGAAGUCGUGGAUGACGAGGGUCUGGAAAGCGAGUCGGGGUCCGAGGACGAAGAGGGCGUCAAGAAGAAACACCCCAAGAGGAAGCGAACUCCAUCACCACCGCUGCUGGAUGUCGACCAGAUGCCGCUCUUCCCGGAAGACGUACCCUCGCGCGAACCGACUCCGCAAUUCUUGGACGAAGACGAGGCCAGCUCGAUCAACUUGACGGUCAAUAUCCCAAAAGGCUUCAGUGGUCCCCUGGUUCUGAAGAUCGACCGCGGCAUGCUCGACAACGGACGCUCGGAACCCCCGUCCAAGCGCCAGCAUCUCUCCCGCGCCCCGACGGAAUUGUCGAAAUCCAGCGCUGGAGACAGCAUCGCGGUCGCUCCUCGCAAGACAGCCGUUGGCCAACGUGGACACUUCGGUUCCAAGACGCGCGAGGAUCCCACCAAGAAGACACAAAUCUACAAUGAGGGACGCAGCGUGCUCUACUCCGAGAAUAGGUUCUCGUUCUCCCGUAACACCCGUUCACGCGCACCCUAUUGGAGCUCACAAGACAAGGAGAUUGGUUACCAGGACAUGAGAGUCUUCCUCAACUCGAUCGGCCCCACUAACAUAUCCCUGCUCAGGUCGAUCUCGAUCAUGCUCACGGACGCAUCCCCAUCGAGUACUCCAUACUUGGAUCAUGACGGACGCCGUUUUGUCCGUGAUGAGCACAUUAUCUACUGCCUUCGUCAGAUCUCGAAGCACGGCGAACUGAAGGAGAUUGAGCUUUCGUUCUACGGUCGCAAGUGCCUCACUCGAACAGACUACCGCUUUCUCGAUGCUUUGAGGGAGAUCAAAGCCGACAAGGUCCGCCUAGAGCCACCGGAGCGCCACUGGUAUCCUUCAAAGAUUGAUUACCUUCUGAAGACAUCCCUCCUCGAAUCCAUGGAGCGCUCACCCAAAAUGUACAAGAACGAAUGA